UUUGUUUUAAAAUUCAACACAAGAUCUGAAACUUUUAGAUGUGGUUACACAGAUGAAAAUUGUGACACAGUUUUAAAUGUAUCUAUAAUGACAGAAAUUGAAUCACUGUGGCAAAAUGAAUGUUACAUUUUUUUUUUCUGUGUGAUUUUUCCAGACAUUCAAGAUUACUGAUGGAGAAUAAAAGGCAAGAGGAAAAUUUUGUGAGGUAUUCUGGUGUUACAAUGAAAAUUGCAAAUGACAAGGUUCCAGUAAACUGUGAUGAACUGGACCACUCUGUACUUCAGACCCCUUUAAACCUUGGAAUAAGAGAUAUCCAACAGAUUCUGAACUGUUUGGAGGGUGGUACGAAAGAAGUAAAAGAUAUCAUCUUAAAUGAAUGCACCAUCAUUUAUGAGUGUAAGGUUUGUCAAAACAUGUUCAGAAGCCUUGAAAACCUUUUGGCUCACAAACGGUUUUACUGCAAGAUACACUUGUGUGAUUCAGUGGCUUUUCUGUUAGAGAAUUCUCCAGAGGAAACCAUAACAGUUGAACCAGAAAGUCCAAGAGAAGAAAAACACAAUCAUCUAGAUGUGGAUUGUACAUCUGAUGCUGUAAAUUCUACUGAUCAUGUCACAAAUGCAUUUGAAGAAUCCAUAAUUCAACUUUCUGUUCCAAAAAUUUAUACACCAACUAAGGAAACCAAAGAAAUUAGUAAAGCACUGCCCAAUAAAUCUCAUCAGGAUCAAAACAGCAGCCUCCUGAAAGAUCAUAAAGAGCAACAGCCACUAACAACAGAUUCUUCUGUUCAGCCAGUUCCUGGAAAUUCCAAUGUUGUGUUGCACACGACCAGAACAGCUGAAACAAUGAAUAAUAAGCUUUCUGAAGAGCUACAGAAGAUUCCAGAUGAGAGAGAUUUACCUAUGACAAAACAGGAUAUAGCUGUUAUUACAGAUACAUCAUCCAAUGCAAACACUGGAAAAGAAAAGAAAGAACUUGAUUGUUUUGUACCCCAAAGACCAUCAACCAGCAGAGCCAAACAACUGGCCAACCGUACAGAUUGUAAUAUUCAUACUCUGUCAUGUUUAAGAUGUGAGACACGUUAUGCCUCCAUAAAUACCCUCUUCUACCACAUGACUAGGAUCCAUGCUGAGAAACGAACAGUAUAUCCAUGCAUGUUAUGUAGUUCAACCUUUGUCCAGGUUUGGGGUUUAACACGUCAUUUGAUAUACUGUCAUCAAAAAACCAAAGCACAGGUAAAAGAGCUAAGAAAACAAAUAAAAUGCUUCUCCUUCCAAAAAAAACAAUAAAAAUAAUGAAGAAAAUGGAAAAAAACUUGCAAAUUUUGUACUCCUAAUAAUAAAAACAAAAAACUGCAGCUGCAUACGGGCUCAAAGCAUACAACAAAAUGUAUGUGCAAGUUUUCACAAGAUUCUGUUCAGCUAUACUUUGAUUGUCAGCUUGAGUCAACCACAGGUAAAACAGAUCAAAAAAUCAAACCUACAGAUGGAAUUAGUAAUGUUCCAAAUGUUAUUUCCCGACCCAAACGUGUAGCAGAGAAGAAAAUGCCUAAGGAUUUUGUAAACAGUCAAACUUUAUUUAGUCGAAGUUUGAAACAUGAUAAAAAUAGUCCAAGAAAAAUGUCUCCGAUAAAAGAUACAGAAAAGUUUGUAGACUUCAAAAAUGUUUUUUGUAAGAAGUGCCACAGGUAUUUUUCUUCUGUCUCAAGUUUAAAACGCCAUGUAGCAGUACAUGCUGGAGUACGACGUUUUAAGUGUAAACUGUGCUCUUACCUGUCGUACGCCAAGUCUGAUUGUCGUACUCACGUCAUACGGAUGCAUAAUAAACCAAACACUACUACAUUGUGGGUAGAGAAACAGAUUCUUGACCUUUGAAACAAUAUACUACCUAUUUAGACCCAAACAAAUGCAACAGAAGAAUCUGAUAAACACUUCAAGAAUGUAGAAGAUAUCAAGAAGGUAAAUCUUGCUGUAGAAUUAUGGAAUUAGUUACUAACUUUGACCAUCGAAAACUCCUACCAGGACAUUCUGGAGAAAAGAUAUAGAACAAUGUGUAGCUCAUCUUGAGGCAUGUAGUAGUUCUAGGUCUUCUCCAGGAAAGUUAUUAGUUACCUCAGUUUCUUCUUAUGCAAAGAAUAUCCCCAUUCCUUCAUCGAUCUAAGCAUCUUCGAAAGUUAGUGAUCCUCUUGUCACUCAGUGUGUAAUCUACAAGAAAAUGUCCAUGUUUUUUGUCUCCAGUGGCUGAAUCUGAAUGAAUAACUCAAAAUUUAAUGAUAAUUCAGUUACUAAGGAAGUUCCUAGUACUGUUAUUGUUUCCUUUAAAAACAUGGGUAUUGUUUUUCACGUAAAGGAAAAAGAAAAGCCUUUGGCAUAAAAGUAAAAUGAUUAUUAGAGAAAAUAUCUUAUUAAGUUCCCUAUUACAUUUCUUAAAGGCUAAUAAACUUUUGAAAUAAAUGCUUUAGCUUAAACUACCAAACUAUCAAGUUUUAUGCAAAAUUAUGUUUAAGAAUAUUGAAUUGAGAUUGCUUAUACGUGUAACACUAAGAAACUAUUUCAAAACAUUAAACUGGGUAAAAUAACUAAAUUUCACAAUAUAAAUAAACUUAUGUAAUUUACUAUAACUUUUUCUGGAAUAUUUGUUUAUUUCCAAGGGUGCGUGUGGAGUCCAAAGUAUAUUGUUUGUGAUUAACCUAACAAAGUAUAGGAUUUACUACAUUAUAAGUAAUUUUACAUAAAAUCAUUAAUUAUUUAGUUUGUGAUUGCUGAGUAUGUUGUAUGUUAAUCAUACAUUAUUUAGUGUAUAUAUUAAUAAUAAGUAUUAACUCAAAAUGUUAAUUUGUAUAUCUGUUCUGCACAUAAUUGAAACACAAUAUGGAAAGCAGUGAGUAUUAACUGUUUAAUUUGUUGUGUAUGUGAACUUCACAUCCUCUUUACUAACAGGCUUUUGAACCUUAGCUAAUACUGUUGACUGCUGGACUGGUAGUGUCUGUGAACCAUACUGUCAUUGAAACUCCAUUCCUUGGCAGGAGCAUGCUAAGUUUAAAGUGUAUAUCAAAAAUACACAUAUAUUCCUGUAAAUGGUUACUAGUAUUCCAUGUUACAGCUAGACUGUUCUUCAUACUAUAUAUAAGUGUUCCUGUAAAUGAUUACUAGCAUUCCAUGUUACAGCUAGACUGUUCGUCAUACUAUAUAUAAGCGUUCCUUUAAAUGGUUACUAGUAUUCCAUGUUACAGCUAGUGUUUGUUGUACCAUAUACAAGUGUUUCUGUAAAUGGUUACUUGUAUUCCAUGUUACAGCUAGAUUGCUGGUUGUACCAUAUACAAGUGUUUCCGUAAAUGGUAACAGUAUUCCGUGUUACAGCUAGACUGUUUGUCGUACCAUAUACAAGUGUUUCCAUAAAUGGUAACUAGUAUUCCAUGUUACAGCUAGACUGCUGGUCGUACCAUAUACAAGUGUUUCCGUAAAUGGUAACUAGUAUUCCAUGUUACAGCUAGACUGUUUGUCGUACCAUAUACAAGUGUUUCCAUAAAUGGUAACUAGUAUUCCAUGUUACAGCUAGACUGUUUGUCAUACCAUAUACAAGUGUUUCCAUAAAUUGUUACUAGUAUUCCAUGUUACAGCCAGACUGGUGUAACAUACCAUAUACAAGUGUUUCUGUAAAUGGUUACUAGUAUUCUGUGUUACAGCUAGACUGGUGUAACAUACCAUAUACAAGUGUUUCUGUAAAUGGUUACUAGUAUUCUGUGUUACAGCUAGACUGGUGUAACAUACCAUAUACAAGUGUUCCUUUAAAUGGUUACUAGCAUUCCAUGUUACAGCUAGAAUGUUUGUUGUACCAUAUACAAGUGUUCCUUUAAAUGGUUACUAGUAUUCCAUGUAACAACUAGACUGUUUGGUAGUAAGUCAAACUAAUAAUCCCCAUUGUCAGUAAAUAAAGUUAGUGAUCUUUGAUAAGUUAAGGAAAUUUUGUAAACUAUUAUAAUAAAGAAAGAUUUUAUCAUUA
Molecule: messenger RNA, 3999 nt
Organism: Limulus polyphemus (Atlantic horseshoe crab)
Lineage: Eukaryota; Metazoa; Arthropoda; Merostomata; Xiphosura; Limulidae
Product: zinc finger protein 800-like
Exons: 1
Source: RefSeq, a predicted model, not a curated record